Messenger RNA from Zasmidium cellare ATCC 36951, 483 nucleotides. RefSeq lists its product as uncharacterized. The coding region runs from base 1 to 483 and encodes 160 amino acids. NCBI's taxonomy places the organism in Eukaryota, Fungi, Ascomycota, Dothideomycetes, Mycosphaerellales, Mycosphaerellaceae. The record is from RefSeq and is a predicted model, not a curated record. The transcript has a single exon.
AUGUCGACUCCAUCAGAACAACCCAUCUCGCCUGCCAAACAGGACGCAAAAGAACUCCCACCCGCCCUCCAACUAACCCGCGACUUGCUCGAACAGCAAACCCGCGAAUUCCUCGACGCCUUCAACACGCGCAACUGGGAAACCCUCGAAACGCAAUGGAGCAACCUCGUCGACCACGACCGCUUCACCGGCACGGUCGGGAACCACGCCCCAGCGCUCUCCUGGAAAGAACACAUCGACGUCUACCGCCACAUGGCCCAUGCCAAGCCCAACCUCCACAUCAAGCCCAUCCAGAUCGAUUCCCACAUCAAGGACGAAGAGGGCACGGCGGAGCUCUUCGUCUUUGCCGAACUCACCGGCCACGAAGGCGGGAUCAAAACGCAGGGGUUGAGUAAUCUGAGCUGGAGGCAGAAGAGAGGCGGACAGUGGCUUUGUGUGAAGCAUACGAUUCUGCAGGCGAUGGGGGAUGUGGAGAAGUUUUAG